Talaromyces rugulosus is the source of this 1608-nucleotide messenger RNA. RefSeq lists its product as uncharacterized. Bases 1 to 1608 code for a protein of 535 amino acids. Lineage: Eukaryota; Fungi; Ascomycota; Eurotiomycetes; Eurotiales; Trichocomaceae. The transcript has a single exon. The record is from RefSeq and is a predicted model, not a curated record. Gene Ontology annotation, molecular function: aminopeptidase activity.
AUGACAGCUUCAAUCCUCGACAUUCUCGCAGAUGUUCCGUCUCGUUUUCGGGGCCCAGGAGGUGCUGUCGCCGUCUUAAGGGAUGGCAAACUGGCCGGCCAACAGUGUUGGGGAUAUGCUGAUUUGCACCGUCGAAUUCCAAUGACCGCCGACACCCUACUACCGAUCUGUUCCAUCACGAAGCAGAUGCUGUGCGGGCUGUUGACGGACCUGGAACGCAAUCCAACACCAGCCAUGAGAGCGCGCGGCGAUGAGCCUGCCGAGCAGCUAGCAGGCCAGCUCGGUCAACUGCUCGAUCCCAACUUGCUUCAAGAUACUGGCUUGACGAUGCGCCAUCUCUGCAACAAUCAAUCGGGUAUUCGCGACUACUGGGCCUUGACCGUCCUUUGGGGCGCGAAGCCUGAGGGCCACUUCUCAGUCGCUGAUCACGGCCCCAAGAUGCUGGCCAGGAUGAAAUCUUUCCAUUUCCAGCCGGGAACCGAGUACUCGUACGCGAAUACAAAUUUCUUUAUCAUUGCUCGCUGUAUCGAACAGAUCACAGGACAGCCGCUGGCAGAACUGCUCGUACAGCGAAUCUUCACACCUGCGGGGAUGGAGACGGCAAGACUGUGCGCAAAUACUGCGGAGCACCCGCCUCCCUGCGUUGGCUACGAGGGAGACGAGGCCUUAGGUUUCUAUCCUGGUGUCAACCGUAUUGAAUGGGCCGGCGAUGCCGGUAUCGUCGCUUCUCUAGCCGAUAUGAUCGCCUACGAGCAGUUUGUGGAUCGCAGCCGCGACGAUUCACAAAGCUGGUAUGGAACCAAUUCCGAGCAACAGAAAUAUAACGAUGGUACCCCUGCCAACUACGGUUUUGGCCUAGCCCGCCAACUAGUUGGAGGCGUACUGACUGUCAGGCACGGAGGUGCGCUCCGUGGAUACCGGCUGUCCCGGUCGUAUGCACCGGAGCCACGGGUAUCCAUUGUAGUCUUACUUAACCAAGAGCACGGUGAUGCCGGGGCAGUUAGUGACUAUAUCUUAAAGCGAGUGAUGGGCGUGCCUGAAGCCAAAAAUGAGGUUGUCAGUCCAGGGCCAGACUGGACUGGAGUCUAUCUAGACUCUGACACCGGACUAGCGAUCACUGUGGGCCAGGGUGGUGUAGGGGAGCUCCUCGUCAAGUACCAUCGUAAACCUCAAAAAAUGCGAGUGGUGGAAGCGUACAAGGCUCAGUCGGAUGGUAUGGUAGCAAGUCUGGACGGAACCACCCUUCAUCUCCACGUCCCUCAUGACAACCGGACUCUUCAUGCCCAGCGUGUUGCCAGCGUGAAGCCCGCUUCUAAUUUUUCUGAGCUUGAAGGUGAUUACCACUGCGCUGAGAUAGAUUCCGACUUUCACUGCAGCGGCUCGGGCGACAUGUUAUAUGGCACUUUUGAUGGCUUUCUGGGGCAGGGACCUGUACAUAUGAUGCGUUCACUCGGAGAGGAUUUAUGGGCUCUUGCAUGCCCCAGGGCAAUGGAUUCGACGCCUCCGGGUGACUGGACGAUCAUCGUUCGUCGGAAUGACGAUGGAAAGGUGGCCGGUGUGACUAUUGGCUGUUGGCUGGCCAGAGGGCUGCAGUUUCUCAAACAGUAA